Urocitellus parryii (Arctic ground squirrel) is the source of this 1257-nucleotide messenger RNA. It is a transcript of the gene Tcf7, whose product is annotated as transcription factor 7. Gene Ontology annotation, biological process: canonical Wnt signaling pathway; regulation of transcription by RNA polymerase II. The record is from RefSeq and is a predicted model, not a curated record. Lineage: Eukaryota; Metazoa; Chordata; Mammalia; Rodentia; Sciuridae. Gene Ontology annotation, cellular component: chromatin; beta-catenin-TCF complex. Gene Ontology annotation, molecular function: DNA-binding transcription factor activity, RNA polymerase II-specific; RNA polymerase II cis-regulatory region sequence-specific DNA binding.
AUGCCGCAGCUGGACUCCGGCGGGGGCGGCGCGGGCGGCGGCGACGACCUAGGAGCGCCCGACGAGCUGCUGGCCUUCCAGGACGAGGGCGAGGAGCAGGACAAGAGUCGCGACAGCGCCGCGGGCCCUGAGCGCGACCUGGCAGAACUCAAGUCGUCGCUCGUGAAUGAGUCCGAGGGCGCGGCCGAAGGCUCUGGGAUCCCGGGUACCGGCGCCGGRGCACGCAGCGAGGCCGAGGUCGGGGCCGAGGCUCUGGGACGGGAGCACACUUCGCAGAGACUUUUCCCGGACAAACUUCCAGAGUCUCUGGAGGACGGCCUGAAGGCCCCAGAGUGCUCCAGCGGCAUGUACAAAGAGACUGUCUACUCCGCCUUCAAUCUGCUCAUGCACUACCCACCCGCCUCAGGAGCAGGGCAGCAUCCCCAGCCGCAGCCUCCACUGCACAACAAGGCCAAUCAGCCAACCCACAGUGUCCCCCAACUGUCUCCUCUCUACGAACAUUUCAGCAGCCCACACCCCACACCUGCACCUUCGGACAUCAACCAGAAACAAGGAGUUCACAGGCCUCUGCAGACCCCUGACCUCUCUGGCUUCUACUCUCUGACCUCAAGCAGCAUGGGACAGCUCCCUCAUACUGUGAGCUGGCCCAGCCCUCCUCUCUACCCCCUGUCCCCUUCCUGCGGAUAUAGACAGCACUUCCCUGCCCCCACUGCAGCCCCUGGCACCCCCUACCCCAGGUUUACCCACCCAUCCUUGAUGCUGGGCUCUGGUGUCCCUGGUCACCCAGCAGCCAUUCCCCACCCGGCCAUUGUGCCCACCUCAGGGAAGCAGGAGCUGCAGCCCUAUGACCGCAGCUUGAAGACACAAGCAGAAUCCAAGGCAGAGAAGGAGGCUAAGAAGCCAACCAUUAAGAAGCCCCUCAACGCGUUCAUGCUGUACAUGAAGGAGAUGAGAGCCAAGGUCAUUGCAGAGUGCACACUCAAGGAGAGCGCCGCCAUUAACCAGAUUCUAGGUCGCAGGUGGCAUGCACUGUCAAGGGAAGAACAGGCCAAGUAUUAUGAAUUGGCCCGUAAAGAGAGGCAGCUGCACAUGCAACUAUACCCAGGCUGGUCAGCGCGGGACAACUACGGGAAAAAGAAGAGGCGGUCAAGGGAAAAGCAUCAAGAAUCUACCACAGGAGGAAAAAGAAAUGCAUUCGGUACUUACCCGGAGAAGGCCGCUGCCCCAGCCCCGUUCCUUCCGAUGACAGUGCUCUAG